Psammomys obesus (fat sand rat) is the source of this 5321-nucleotide messenger RNA. It is a transcript of the gene St6galnac5, whose product is annotated as ST6 N-acetylgalactosaminide alpha-2,6-sialyltransferase 5. The coding region runs from base 444 to 1439 and encodes 331 amino acids. The transcript is spliced from 5 exons. Gene Ontology annotation, biological process: oligosaccharide metabolic process; ganglioside biosynthetic process. NCBI's taxonomy places the organism in Eukaryota, Metazoa, Chordata, Mammalia, Rodentia, Muridae. The record is from RefSeq and is a predicted model, not a curated record. Gene Ontology annotation, molecular function: alpha-N-acetylgalactosaminide alpha-2,6-sialyltransferase activity.
UGGCCACUGUGUUCAGGACCAAAUUGGCUUCUGCGUCCUUUUAGCUUGAUGGCCCCAUAAAAGGAUAAUAAAUCUUCAAACCAAGAAAUGGGUGCACACUUAUGGUAACGUUCGCCCCAGAAAUUCUGAAAUUUCUUCACUGAAAAGAUGCAUUCGGUACUGGAAGGGCGAUUGCAGAGGACGCUAGGACCCAGCAGGCGGCGGCAGGCGGCAGUGUGUGGAUUGCAGGGAGACUCGGAGGGUCCGGCUCAGUUUUAAUUCUGCUCUAAUCUGUGCAACAGCCGAGCUUCCCAGGUCCGCGGCUCCAGCUCCCGCUCAGUCGCUGCCACUGCCGGGCGAGCAUCUGAGCCGCCUCCACCCCGUCACCCACCAUGGACAACCUCCAAGAAAAAGUGGCUCCGGACGCGCUUGCCUGAGAAUUCUGCACAAAAGAGGAGCCCAAAAUGAAGCCCCUGAUGCGCCAUGGUCUGGCAGUGUGUUUGGUGCUCACUACCAUGUGCACCAGCUUGUUGCUCGUGUACAGCAGCCUCGGCAGCCAGAAGGAGCGGCCCCCGCAGCAGCAGCAGCAGCAGCAGCAGGCGAUCGCGACCGGCAGCGCGCAGCGGGUGGAGGGCAGUCCUCAGCCACGGAGAACGGCCCCCGCCGGACCCCGGCAGCUAGACGGAUACCUCGGUGUAGCAGACCACAAGCCCUUGAAAAUGCAUUGCAAGGACUGCGCCCUGGUGACCAGCUCAGGGCAUCUGUUGCGCAGUAAGCAGGGCCCCCACAUUGACCAGACAGAGUGUGUCAUCCGCAUGAAUGACGCCCCCACCCGAGGCUAUGGGCAUGAUGUGGGCAACCGCACAAGCCUGCGGGUCAUCGCCCAUUCCAGCAUCCAGAGGAUCCUCCGCAACCGCCAUGACCUGCUCAACGUGAGCCAGGGCACCGUGUUCAUCUUCUGGGGUCCGAGCAGCUACAUGCGGCGGGAUGGCAAGGGCCAGGUGUACAACAACCUGCAGCUCCUCAACCAGGUGCUGCCUCGGCUGAAGGCCUUCAUGAUCACGCGCCACAAGAUGCUGCAGUUUGAUGAGCUCUUCAAGCAGGAGACGGGCAAAGACAGGAAGAUCUCCAACACGUGGCUGAGCACUGGCUGGUUCACCAUGACAAUUGCUCUGGAGCUGUGUGACAAGAUCGAUGUUUAUGGCAUGGUGCCCCCAGACUUCUGCAGGGAUCCUAAGCACCCUUCUGUACCUUAUCAUUACUAUGAGCCUUCUGGACCAGAUGAAUGUACAAUGUACCUCUCUCACGAGCGAGGACGCAAGGGCAGUCACCACCGUUUCAUUACAGAGAAACGGGUGUUUAAGAACUGGGCACGGACAUUCAACAUUCGCUUUUUUCAGCCAGACUGGACACCGGAAUCGCCCACUGUGAACCACGCUGAAGAUAAGCCUGUAUUCUGAGCGGUGAAAGUGCCAGAUGCUGGGAUGCCGUGACCACACUGGCUGGCUGGAGAGGAAGGGACUCGAACUCUGGGCAGGGAAUGGUAACUGAUCGCGUGGCUGAGAACUGCGGCAGCCUUCAGAACCAUGAACAGAACCCAGAGGCCAGAGAACAUUCCAGAAUGUACACAUUCUCAUGAGUAUUGCGUCUUUGAAAGAAAAGCUGAACCACUGAUUCAGUGACACUGCCAUGGCUAGGAACGCUCCGGAUCCCUGGAGGUUUCGUCUUCGAAGCUGAAACAGGAGCAGCCCAACACUUUUAGUUGCAUUUCUUUACAGACAUCCACGUCAAAAGAAUUUUCUAUCAGGCUGUAACCUAACCUGACCUAUAAUCUUUGUCAUUUGUCAGACUCUGUGAUUUGUAAGAAGCCUGUGAGAAUAGACGUGUUUCUGAAGAGCACAUCUCCAAUGAUUUUCAUAAAGCAAAUGUCUGCUAUUUAUUUAUUGAGAGUUUUUUAGUGUACUCUAGGCAGUAUUUUUAUAGAUUAUGAUUAUGUGGCAAUUUAUUCUUCCUGACUCUUCAAUCCUGAAUGGUGGUUGGAAGGGCCUAGAACUGGGCUGACGCGCUCCUGCACUCACAGUGCUCAUCAUUAGCUUGAAAUCAGUAUUUGACGUGGAAAUGUGUGUGACAGUGUUUGAACUCCUCGGCUUCAGGCAAAUUGCUCCUUCAUAACAGAAACAGUUAUAACACUUUCUAAUGUACAUAAAUGUUCAAAAGAACAGAAUUGAAAACAAAAUAUCUGUGUCAUUAAAACAAAAAGAUGCUGAGAGAAAUUUAAAGAUACAGUAGUAGCUUUUUUUCAGUAGCAACUGAUGAUCCUAGUAAUUUCUCUUUAAGUUCCACUUUCCUCUUUAGAAUGGACCAGAAGACCCCCUAACCACCUUACAAUUCUAAGACUGUAAGAGCCUCUCGGAGGAUUAGACACCUGGAUUGACGGGGCCCUGACAGUAGCAGGAACCUUCGAGGCAGGGUGGACAUGUCCGGGGCCUCCGGGUAGAAAUCAUGCUUCCUCCUGGGUCUCACUUGUCUGACCUCUAUCCCUCACCUGUCUAAGAAAGUGAGAAGGAGGCGGUGCCAAGAGAGCCUUUUUUUGAACCUAGAACUGUUCUGACAGAGUGACUGCAAGUCUUGGUCAGAAGUUCUAUGAAGGGACCCGCACUUCGUUCAAAGCCUCCAUCACACAGCAGGACAGAUUUUCAUGCCGAAAAGUUAUAAAGACUACAGCAGACUCCUCUUUAUACACUGCCAAAGGAGCACUAGUGUCUGUAAUGACAGACUUGGAGGCAGCAGCUUAUGUUGUGAGGGAACAGGCAUUGCUCUACAAACUGGACAGGACUUGUGACUAAAGCUGUCUCACACCAUCAGUUCUUUCCCCUCUUUUUAAUUAGUGCUAAUAUCUCAUCCUAUUUCAUUAAGCAGAACUAUUACUUAUGCACAGUACCAUUAUGAAGAUGCAAAUACAGUCCAGGUAUUGGUCAGCAAAAACAAAGUAGUACUGGUUUGAGUUAUUAAAAGUCAGCAAAAAAAAAAAAAAAACAAAGAAAGAAAGAAAAGAAAUUGCUCUCUAAGACUUAGUGGAAUCCAUUCGUCAAGGAUCCUCUGAGUUUUUGUAGGAAAAUGAAUUUUAUCUGACCACAGCACAGCCACCAAGCGCAGGAAGAAGGGUGUGAAAUGCUCACAAUUGAUUGACAGGUCACCUUCAUAAUCCUUGAAGAGAUAAUUUGUUGAAAUGUACAUGUUCCUUUGACAAUUCCUAAAAUUAGGAGAUUUGGGAAAAACAUAGAUGUCAAGGUGGAACUCUGCCUCCUGACCUACUAUCCCAUGAAUCUAGUAUCUUUAGGUUUGUGUGUGUGUGUUGGGGGGUGUUUUUGGUUUUGUUUUUAAGGAAAAAAAAAAGCCCACAAAGAACAUCAAGCUCUUUUUAUUUUCCUCCUCUCAGAAGAAUAAAAAGUAACCAAGUGCCCAAGUUUUGUGUCCUUCACAGGAAAAUAUUUAAAUUCCCAUGCAGCUAUAAUGUGUGACUUCAUAUAUUUCUUUCAAAAGCAUGGUGUAGCUAAGUGUAAGCAAUUAGCUCUUGGGUCACAGUCUUGCUGCAGCAUUAGAGAAAAUGCUGAGAGCUCCAAUGGCUUGUGCUCAUGGACCUGGUUGUGGGCAAUUGAAUUCAUGUUUUACCACCAUCCCUUCACAACCGUCAGACUUAAUGCCAUUCAACACCAUUAAACAUAAACUCUGAUAUAAAAGACACAAAACCCUGCUGACAGACUUGGAUGAUUUCAGGAUAUUUGAAGCCUCAGUCAUACUUGGUAUGUUACACACCUUUUUCUUCUCUCCCCAGUGGAAUCAUCAGCCUCCUCCUAGCUUUUAAGACCACAAUAAUAUGAUGCCACAGCUGGCCGAUCCAUGGCUUCUGUUAUUUCAACACAAGAACAUUUGGCAGAGGCCAUUACAAUAGAUAGCCAUUAUGGGCAAAGAUACAGGAAUUCACAAACAAAAUCAAUCACUUCAAAUGGCCCAUAAAAAGAGGAAUCUCACAUUUAAUAUUCUACAGUAAAUAUUCACCCAAGAAAGCACACAUUAAAAGAACAUUAGGAGGUAAAUAUUCAGCAUGCUGCAUGGGGACUUGGCUGUGUGGCUCCCAUUCCCGUAAGCAGGCAUUAGGGAGCUAAGCCCCUGCUUUCUCACCCUGCUCUAUACACCUUAGGGGGAGGCGCAGAAACAGACUGCAUCAGGGACACAGAUCCUAAGAGCACAAGCCCAGGGCUUCGGAAAACCAAAUGAAAACAAACGGCAAAGUCCUGUACCUGAAGGGUAAGAUGUGGCCUCUUGGAAUCUCCAGGUCACUGCCAGAUUCCUGUUCCAAAGACAGGGCAAUCUGAACUACAUUAGACCGGGGACAGAGAGUCGCACAUCAAAAUAAACACUAUAUUUCAAAGAACUUUUAAAGGGUGAAUGAACGGUAGGAAGUGAAAGGAGAUGUAUAAACUGUUAGGAUGAAGAGAGUGCUGUGUAAGUGUCCAUGUGCCCAUGUUGUACCUCUCUAGAGGUUUUCCGUGGGUGGGUGGCCCUGGAUCCCCCCCCCUUGGGGAGUCCUACCCUGACAGAAGGUCUGAGGUUCAAUCCAGGUCUGAACGUCUCACACCAACUAGUCUUUUCCUCCAUCCUUCUGCUUCUCUCGAGCCCCCACGUCUUUGCCAUCCUCAGACCCUCCUGUCAUCAGUGUUCUGAAGGCCCAGUGUUGGGUUGGUCAGGUCUUCCGGGUGGGCUGUGAACUGGAGACCUGUCUAGAGGAUGGGUUUGGUGUGGAGCCUCCAGGAGCAGUGGUACAGUGGGCCCAAGGGUCUGUGGCUCUACUACAAGGUACUGGAGAUGUGACUCCUGGCCAGCGUAGACUGGUAUAAGCCCUAAACAUAGGGCCAUCUUGGACAAAGCAGAACAACACUACACUACAAUGCACAGCCUGAGGAGGUGGGGCCAGAGGAGAGUCACAAACUGUCUGGGUUUCGCACACACCUGAACAUAUGCUGAACUGGAAAGAGGAGAGACCGUCCAGAAGGCUUAGAACCGCAUGGGAGUAACUCCGUUACAGCCCAUUCCCCCACUUACUCAGGGUAUUGAAAUGUAAAUGCAAAAAAAAAAAAAGGCUGAGAUCCUGUUUUCUACUUGUGCCCAUAUGACAUGCUACCUUGGAUUGUCCUGUGUCUUUCUAUGUAUGUGUCUGUUAGACUAGGUUGUAAGCUCCUUGAGGGCAGGGGCUGUCUCUCUUUUGUCUUUGUAGCCCCCUACCUAGUACAGUGCCUUGCACACAAUAGGCGCUCAAUAAAUGUCUGUUGUUGAUGUUCACU